Camellia sinensis is the source of this 327-nucleotide messenger RNA. Lineage: Eukaryota; Viridiplantae; Streptophyta; Magnoliopsida; Ericales; Theaceae. The record is from RefSeq and is a predicted model, not a curated record.
AUGGCCAAACUUGCCCAGCCAACCGCUACAAAGAUACCGUCAACUUCAUGGAAAAAGCUCAUCAUCGGUUCUACCUCCUCCUCCGGCAGCGAACUCACAAUCGAGGAGCGUAAUCUCCUCUCCACCGCACCAAGAAAUGUGAUGGACUCACUUCGUGCCGCCUGGCGGGCCCUCUCUUCAACUGAACAGAACCACAACAACCAUGUUCGCACUCGGUCACCGACUACAAAUCCAAGAUCGAAUCAGAACUCCUCUCAUAUCUGCAAUAGGGUUUUGAAUCUGCUGGAAAAGCAUCUGAUACCCUCGGCUUAUGGACAGCGAGCUUAA